GAUAUGUUUUCAGGAGGGAGCGAAACCUCGGUUACAACACUCCAAUGGGUGAUGGCAGAGCUCAUGCGGAGUCCUGCGGCUCUGCAGAGGGUGCAGGCAGAGGUGCGCAGCGCUUUCGCCGAGCAGACCUGCAUCAAGGAGGAUGCCCUGCAGGAGCUGCGUUAUUUGCAUCUAGUAAUCAGGGAGUCGCUUCGGCUACACCCGGUGCUGCCGCUGCUUCUCCCGCGGGAGUGCCAGGAAACGUGUCGUGUCCUCGGCUAUGAUGUGCCCAAGGGCGCCAUGGUGCUCGUCAACGCAUGGGCAAUCGGGCGGGAUAUAGCAAGCUGGGGCGCUGAUGCUGAGGAGUUCAGGCCAGAGAGGUUUGAGGAGGCUGGUGAUGCAGCGGCGGAUUUCAGGGGAACCAACUUCGAGCUCGUGCCAUUCGGCGCCGGUAGGAGGAUGUGUCCUGGGAUCACGUUUGGGAUUGCAGUCGUGCAGGUCAUCCUAGCGAACCUGUUGUUCCAUUUCGAUUGGGAGCUCCCUGGAGGAGGCGCCGAUGGGCUAGACAUGGCGGAGGAGCUCGGGAUGACAGCCAGGAGGAAGAACGACCUGUGGCUGCAUGCCACCGUUCAUGUGCCUGCUCCUAAUCCAUGAAUAUUCAAACAUGGCAAUGUCUUAUAGCCCUUUUGUCUUCACAGCUAAAUAAAAUGAGUCCGAGAAAUAAGUACUUAUGUUUCAUUAUGUAAUCCGGGGUCUAAGUUUAUUGUGUGUGUGUGUGUGUGUGUGUUUGUGUGUGUGUGUGUGUGUGUGUGUGUGUGUGUGUGUGUGUGUGUGUGUGUGUGUGUGUUGCUGUAUUGUCAAAUAUUAUGUAUAGCAGGAACUCGAUGCAUUCUGGUGCUUUGUCAUGUUAUCUAUCAUUUGAGUAGUGCACAAUUUAUG
Messenger RNA from Aegilops tauschii subsp. strangulata, 918 nucleotides. The record is from RefSeq and is a predicted model, not a curated record. Lineage: Eukaryota; Viridiplantae; Streptophyta; Magnoliopsida; Poales; Poaceae.